CAACCUCGACAUUCUCCAUUUUGUGACAGCGUUUCAGGCAAACCAAGCGACGUCCCGUGGAAAAGAGGCUCCUGAGAACGACUGAAAACUCCCAAGUUAGCCGACGAAUCGCUUGCUAACCAAGUUAUUAUCCGAAAGGAAAGUAAAUCUUAUCGUAUGUCCGCUAUCCAGAACCUCAAAACUUUUGACCCCUUUGCUGAUGCAACUAAGGGUGAUGACCGUCUCCCAGCCGGGACUGAGGACUACAUCCACAUAAGAAUCCAACAGAGGAACGGCAGGAAGACGCUCACCACUGUCCAGGGCAUCUCUGCCAACUAUGACAAGAAGAAGCUAGUCAAGGCCUUCAAGAAGAAGUUUGCCUGCAAUGGGACAGUAAUUGAUCACGGAGAGUAUGGUGAAGUGAUCCAGCUGCAGGGAGACCAGCGCAAAAAUAUCUGCCAGUUUCUCAUUGAUAUUGACCUGGCCAAAGAAGAACAGCUUAAAAUCCACGGCUUUUAAAGGCUGCUACUGGCCCCUCCCCCUGCUCCUCCUCGCCCUUGGCUGCCACUCGUCGCCCUUUCUCUCCCCACCCCUCCCUCUUAUCCUACCCUCCUUCUUAUGUGCUGCUGCUCCUCCUCCCCAACUCUUCCCUGUCCUAUGUAGUAGUGGCCCCAACAGCUCCCACUAGUUAAAAAAAAACACUUCUAUUAGCUUGGACAAACAUGGGACUCUGUAACGCCAAUACUCCCCUCUGCCACCAGAGGGCAGACUUGCUCUCACAAAGACAUGCCACUGCAGCGCCACACAACAUCAGGGAUGAGUGGUGAUUGACCCCCCCUCCCCUAAACUCACCCCCUCUACUCUUCCCUCUUCUUUCCAUUUUUUUUUCCCAUAAGUUUUUGUGCCACAUUAAAGAGGCACUAUUUCAUGUAACUGUUUUGUUUUGUACUACAACAGUGUUUCAAUAAAAUGAGUCUCCAUA
Molecule: messenger RNA, 961 nt
Organism: Lampris incognitus (smalleye Pacific opah)
Lineage: Eukaryota; Metazoa; Chordata; Actinopteri; Lampriformes; Lampridae
Gene: eif1
Product: eukaryotic translation initiation factor 1
Exons: 4
Coding region: 157-498 (113 amino acids)
Biological process (GO): translational initiation
Cellular component (GO): eukaryotic 43S preinitiation complex
Molecular function (GO): ribosomal small subunit binding; translation initiation factor activity; RNA binding
Source: RefSeq, a predicted model, not a curated record